Molecule: messenger RNA, 1589 nt
Organism: Saitoella complicata NRRL Y-17804
Lineage: Eukaryota; Fungi; Ascomycota; Saitoellomycetes; Saitoellales; Saitoellaceae
Exons: 3
Coding region: 346-1506 (386 amino acids)
Source: RefSeq, a predicted model, not a curated record
AAUCUACAGAGGUUUGACUAUCCCCAACAUGUACGCUUGAUUCCUUGAUUCAAAAUCCUUAACAAUUAUGCUCUGUGGCGCGGCAACGUCCGUGCGUUCCCGUCCGGCGUGAAGUCUGAGCGUGCCGUGGGUCACAGCAGCCAUCGACGCCGUGACCGAGCUCCAACAUGCCGCUCUUAAAAGACCCCCGAACUUCUCCGCCUCAGUUCCCCAUCUUGUUUCACCCAUUCCCGUCCGCUUCGAGCCCGCUCACUGCACCUUGGUUAUAAAAGCCGUCUGCCUGGCAAACACCAUGUUGUCAACGGUCCCAAUCGCUCGUUAUCACAACCUACUUGCUUCCUCGCUAUGAACACCAAAGCUUUCAUCCUCGUGAACGCCAUGGCCUUCCUCGGUAGGUACGCCGUCGAAGCAGCUUACUACCCUCGAUUCAACACCACGCUCACCAACACGACUGCGACGUGCACCAGCGUUAGUCUUACUACGCAGAAUGGGCAAGGCGGCGCUGUCGUUCUCCCUGUCUCUACCCCUAAUGCGGGCGUCGGCUUCGGGUCUGUUGUUGUUGCGGAACAAACCAAUAUCGUUGUUGCUACAUCCACUGUUACAGCAGUAGCAGCUACGACGGAGACGCUCUACGUUACCAUCACCAACAGCCAAGCCAACUACAUCCCUCCCAGCACUCCUGCCGGUCCUGCCUGUUACGCGCCCGUUGUAACUUAUUGCGGGUCAGAGGUUACGCUCUCCCCCUCCACCACCCAGAUCUCCGUGCCCUGGACUUCGUGCUCGGGCCAAAGUACCUGGGUGGGAGAGUAUACGUUUGAGGCUGUCUAUACCCCCACUACGUACCUCGUCGAAAACGUCGUUGCUGGAGUGACUGUGCAGGCUACCGUGGAGAUCCCCUUGACCGGCACGCGUCCCGAGAACACGUUCGUCACGCCUGCAAGCCCUUCCAAAGCACCCUUUUCCAGUCGCUUCCCUGUCGGCAGUUACGCUAAUUCCUCCGCUCCCGCAACAUCUCCCUCCGGAACCGCUCUCAGUCCUACACCUACCUCGACUACUUCGCAAGUUGCCUUGGUCGAUGACGUUGGUUCAACAACCUUCACGCCUCCUACAAGCACUUAUGAAACCGUGGUCGUUUACUCUGCCUCCGCUACCCAGAGUGCCGCCGCUGGGGAGCCGAUCACCAUCAUCAUCGCCCCUAAUAUUGUGACCGCUGUGAACCUCUGCGAACAGUUCGGCACUAGCCUCAACACUGAGCUUCAGCAAUGCGUGAUUCAGACGAACCAGCAAACCAACAUCGGUACCGAGAACGGCGGGUCCCAGAGCAAUUCAAACAGUGGCAUCGUCGUUAGGGAUCUCGAGGCUGGGGCCGUCAAACGGAGCAGCGUGGCCUCCCAUGGCCUCGUUGCGGUAGUCGUUGCUCCCAGCACAGCCAACAUUGCCGAUCUCUGUGCUCGAGUCGGUGGAAAGUGGGACGCCCAGCGGUGUUUCGUUCCAACGAGUCAGUAGACCACUGUGUAGGUAAAGGGAAUGGCGGGUCCCAUGCUGACUCGAAUAGCGGUUCAGUCCGUGCAAUGUUUCUUGCAAUUGGU